This is a messenger RNA of Acomys russatus (golden spiny mouse), 3892 nucleotides long. It is a transcript of the gene Dgkd, whose product is annotated as diacylglycerol kinase delta. The coding region runs from base 143 to 3754 and encodes 1203 amino acids. Gene Ontology annotation, molecular function: protein heterodimerization activity; ATP-dependent diacylglycerol kinase activity; protein homodimerization activity. Lineage: Eukaryota; Metazoa; Chordata; Mammalia; Rodentia; Muridae. Gene Ontology annotation, biological process: intracellular signal transduction; diacylglycerol metabolic process; lipid phosphorylation. The transcript is spliced from 30 exons. The record is from RefSeq and is a predicted model, not a curated record.
AGCAACGUGCAGGAAGCCACUGUGGAGGGACAAAGGUCAAAACAAGGAGACCACAUCAGAGUCCAGGGGCAAUGGGCUCCUCUAGAAAUGGGGACUGUGGAGCCCCAUUUGUUAGAGCCCUGAAGGGCAGAGCUACUACUACAUGCACCCUUCCUGCCUGGGCAUCCUGCCUGUAAGGGUCACCUCCUCUGCAGCUGGAAAUACAGCGGGAGAACCAGGGAUGGAUCAGAGGACCAACUGGCCCAGGAUCAGAGCUACCAUCCUCAAAGAGGGCAUGCUGACCAAACAGAACAACUCGUUCCAGAGAUCCAAGAGGAGGUACUUUAAGCUUCGAGGGCGAACACUGUACUAUGCUAAAACUGCAAAGUCGAUCAUAUUUGAUGAGGUAGACCUGACUGAUGCCAGCGUGGCAGAAUCCAGCACCAAAAAUGUCAACAACAGUUUCACGGUCAUCACUCCCUGUAGGAAGCUCAUCUUGUGUGCCGACAACAGGAAAGAAAUGGAAGAUUGGAUUGCAGCACUCAAGACUGUCCAGAACAAGGAACAUUUUGAGCCUACCCAAUACAGCAUGGACCAUUUCUCAGGAAUGCACAACUGGUACGCCUGUUCCCACGCACGGCCAACCUAUUGCAAUGUGUGUCGUGAAGUUUUGUCUGGGGUCACAUCCCAUGGGCUAUCCUGUGAAGUGUGUAAGUUUAAGGCUCACAAACGAUGUGCUGUGCGUGCAACCAGUAACUGCAAAUGGACCACACUGGCCUCGAUUGGGAAGGAUAUCAUUGAGGACGAGGAUGGGAUUGCUAUGCCCCACCAGUGGCUGGAAGGAAACCUGCCUGUGAGUGCGAAGUGCAUUGUGUGUGACAAGACUUGUGGCAGCGUGUUGCGCCUGCAGGACUGGCGCUGCCUCUGGUGCAAGGCCAUGGUUCACACAUCAUGCAAAGAGUCCUUGGUGACAAAGUGUCCACUUGGCCUGUGCAAGGUGUCUGUCAUCCCUCCCACAGCACUCAACAGUAUUGACUCCGAUGGGUUCUGGAAGGCUACUUGUCCCCCAUCUUGCACAAGCCCUCUGCUGGUCUUCGUCAAUUCCAAAAGUGGAGACAACCAAGGUGUAAAGUUUCUCAGAAGAUUCAAGCAACUGCUGAACCCUGCCCAAGUUUUUGACCUCAUGAAUGGAGGACCACAUCUUGGUUUACGGUUAUUUCAGAAGUUUGACACCUUCCGGAUUCUGGUUUGUGGCGGGGAUGGCAGUGUUGGCUGGGUCCUCUCUGAAAUUGACAGCCUCAACCUUCACAAACAGUGUCAGCUAGGUGUGCUGCCCCUGGGGACAGGGAACGACCUGGCCCGUGUUCUCGGCUGGGGCUCUGCCUGUGAUGACGACACCCAGCUCCCUCAGAUCCUGGCGAAGCUGGAGAGGGCCAGUACUAAGAUGCUGGACAGGUGGAGUGUCAUGGCAUAUGAGACCAAGCUCCCUCGGCAGGCCUCCUCCUCCACGGUCACUGAGGACUUCAGCGAGGACUCAGAGGUGCAGCAAAUUCUCUUCUAUGAAGAUUCAGUUGCAGCCCAUCUUUCUAAAAUCUUGACUUCCGACCAGCAUUCGGUGGUGAUCUCAUCAGCCAAAGUGCUCUGUGAGACAGUGAAGGACUUUGUGGCUCGGGUAGGCAAGGCCUAUGAGAAGACAACAGAGAGCUCGCAGGAGUCGGAGGUCAUGGCCAAGAAGUGCUCUGUCUUGAAAGAGAAGCUGGACUCUCUCCUCAAGACCUUGGAUGAUGAGUCUCAGGCUUCAUCCUCUCUGUCCAACCCACCUCCAACCAUUGCUGAGGAGGCCGAGGAUGGGGAUGGAUCAGGAAACAUCUGUAGCUCUGCUGGGGACCGGCUGGUGGGCUCCUCAUGCCCCUCCCGGCCACAGAUCUUCCGGCCACGGGAGCAGCUAAUGCUGAGAGCAAACAGCCUGAAGAAAGCAAUUCGCCAGAUUAUAGAGCACACGGAAAAAGCGGUGGAUGAGCAGAAUGCCCAGACUCAGGAGCAGCAGGGUUUUGUCCUGGGCCACUCUGAGUCUGAGGAGAAGAAGGACCUGAAAACUGACAAUAGGGUGUGCCUACCAUCUGCCCAUAGUGAGAGCUGUGUGAUUGCCAAGGGGAGGAGCCACCGAAAAGCAUCCAGAGCCCCUUGUGAGAAGCUGAUGAGCAAAGGUCUGUCCCUUGGUAGCUCUGCUUCGCUCCCUCCCCAGACAGGGAGCCGGGACGGCCUGCCAGCUCUGAACACCAAGAUCCUAUAUCCAAGUGUUCGGGCAGGGAUGUCUGGCUCCUUGCCAGGGGGCUCAGUCAUCAGCCGCUUGCUAAUCAAUGCUGAUCCCUUUAAUGCUGAACCUGAAAACCUAGAGUACUACACAGAGAAAUGUGUCAUGAACAACUAUUUUGGCAUUGGCUUGGAUGCAAAGAUAUCUCUCGACUUUAACAACAAGCGUGAUGAACACCCAGAGAAAUGCAGGAGUCGGACUAAGAACAUGAUGUGGUAUGGUGUCCUUGGCACCAAAGAGCUGCUGCACAGAACCUACAGGAACCUGGAGCAAAAGGUCCUGCUGGAGUGUGAUGGGCGCCCGAUUCCCCUCCCGAGUCUUCAGGGAAUUGCUGUCCUCAACAUUCCCAGCUAUGCUGGAGGGACCAACUUCUGGGGGGGCACCAAGGAAGAUGAUACUUUUGCAGCUCCGUCAUUCGAUGAUAAGAUUCUGGAGGUGGUUGCUGUGUUCGGCAGCAUGCAGAUGGCUGUGUCUCGAGUAAUUAGGCUACAGCAUCAUCGGAUUGCCCAGUGUCGCACAGUGAAGAUCUCCAUCCUGGGGGACGAGGGUGUGCCUGUGCAGGUGGAUGGGGAAGCCUGGAUCCAGCCCCCUGGCUACAUUCGGAUCGUGCACAAGAACAGGGCACAGACGCUGACCAGAGAUAGGGCCUUUGAGAACACUCUGAAGUCUUGGGAAGACAAACAGAAGUGUGAGCUGCCCCGCCCACCAUCCUUUUCCCUGCACCCUGAGAUCCUGUCUGAGGAGGAAGCUACCCAGAUGGACCAGUUUGGACAGGCAGCAGGGGGCCUCAUUCACAGCAUUCGGGAAAUAGCGCAGUCCCACAGAGACAUGGAACAAGAACUUGCACACGCUGUCAAUGCCAGCUCCAAAGCCAUGGAGCGAGUAUACGGCAAGCCCAGAACGUCAGAGGGGUUGAACUGCAGCUUUGUUCUGGAGAUGGUGAAUAACAUCAGAGCACUACGCAGUGAGACAGAGCUGCUGCUGGCUGGCAAGAUGGCCCUGCAGUUGGAUCCCCCGCAAAAGGAGCGGCUUGGGGCUGCCCUAGUCGAGAUGGACCGGCAGCUCAGGAAGCUGACAGACACUCCCUGGCUUUGCCAGCCCAUGGAGCCUGGUGAGGAAGAGAAUGUGAUGCUGGAUCUUACUAAACGCAGCCGCAGUGGUAAAUUCCGCCUUGUGACCAAGUUUAAAAAGGAGAAAAACAAUAAGAACAAAGAAGUUCACAGUAGCCUAGGAGGCCCUGUUCACCUCUGGGGGACAGAGGAGGUUGCUGCCUGGCUGGAGCACCUCAGUCUCUGUGAGUAUAAGGACAUCUUCACGCGGCACGACAUCCGGGGCUCUGAGCUCCUGCACCUGGAGCGGAGAGACCUCAAGGACCUUGGCGUGACCAAAGUGGGUCAUAUGAAGAGGAUCCUUUGUGGGAUCAAGGAGCUGAGCCGGAGCUCCCCUGCCGCCGAGGCUUAGCCUCUGUAUUCUCUGCCUGCAUCCUCCGCUCCUCCCAAGACUGAGGCCCAGGGAGGACACUGCCACUACUUAGCCCUUGGCCUUUCUCAUGGUGCUAUUCCCUUUGUUAGUGACAGGAAGCCUGAUAUCUGAUAGUAA